CAUUCCGUCGUUGUGUAAGGACGUCCCACAAAAACGUGUGCUAAAAAAAUUACUAUCUAGGAUCUGUGUUCCAAAAUUGAAUAAUUGAUUUUGUUUUUAUGUGUCACGGUUUCAUUUUUAAAUUUGUACGUUCCAUCGACCGAUGGGUGACAGAAGUUGAAGAAUAAGCUAUGCUAUAUUAUUUGGUGUUAUCCUGUAUCUCCUUGUGUGUCGGGGCUAUGCCUACCGUCGUAGUUAAUCGUGUGGAAUCAACAGAGAAUGAGGUCCAUUCCUACAACUUUCCAUUCGUGAGUCGAGCGCAAUGGCGUGCUCGGGAUCCAGUCAAGACAACUCCAUUGCAAACUCCGGUACCCUACGUGGUGAUCCACCAUUCCUACAUACCACCAGCUUGUUACGACCGGGAGAAGUGCUGUGCAGCUAUGAGGGGCAUGCAAGACUUCCAUAUUGAUGACCACGGCUGGUGGGAUAUUGGAUACCAUUUUGCCGUUGGAAGCGACGGUGCGGCGUACGAGGGACGGGGCUGGGAGACGUUGGGUGCGCACGCGCUGCAUUUCAACUCAGUCAGCAUUGGUAUCUGUCUCAUUGGAGAUUGGAGAUACGAAAUACCACCAGCACAGCAGAGGAAGACAGCCAUGGCAUUAAUAGCAGCUGGAGUUGAGCUUGGCUACAUCAAACCAGACUAUAAACUCCUUGGUCACCGCCAAGUGAGAGCCACCGAAUGCCCUGGUGACGCACUCUUCAAUGAGAUCAAGACUUGGGAUCACUUCUCACCCUACCCGAGCUCUCAUUUAGAUCUGCUUGAUAUUGCAGAGAUCCCUGAUUGGGUGAAAGAUACGAUAAGGGGAGAAAAUAGCACAACACCUAUACCUUCCUAA
Spodoptera exigua (beet armyworm) is the source of this 875-nucleotide messenger RNA. The record is from the annotation of a GenBank genome assembly. Lineage: Eukaryota; Metazoa; Arthropoda; Insecta; Lepidoptera; Noctuidae.